Messenger RNA from Penicillium odoratum, 381 nucleotides. RefSeq lists its product as uncharacterized. NCBI's taxonomy places the organism in Eukaryota, Fungi, Ascomycota, Eurotiomycetes, Eurotiales, Aspergillaceae. Bases 1 to 381 code for a protein of 126 amino acids. The transcript has 2 exons. The record is from RefSeq and is a predicted model, not a curated record.
AUGAACCUGGAGAGGUUUGCGAAUCUUGCUGCGAGAUCCGCGCGUGGAGAAUUCGCCGUCUAUAGCAUUGAUACAGGUGAACACCCAAAUAUGGAAGUAACUAAAUUCGCCAGCCGGGCCCAAGCCCACGGACGACUCUCAACAUUCUUAGAGCGAUACGUCGAUUUCUUCGACCCACAAUGCGGCUUCGACUUCAAUCCCGGCACGCUAAUCGACAUCUGUCCUUUCCGGUGUCUGGGCGCUAGUGUCCCAGACUAUGAUGGGGGUACCGCAGAUCCAGACAUUUGUGGCUGUGGCCAGGAUUUACGACCUUUCGUCAACUUCCGCGACGGUGUUGGAGUCAUUGCGGAAGAGGAAGAUCACCCUUCCUCGAAGUCUUGA